AUGGGCGCGGGAGGCUGCCCGCUUGAUGCUAGCCAUGGAGAAAGAGUUUCACAAGAUAGUGGAUGGCACUCCUCUGCAGUUGCACUACCCACCGGCGGCUCCGGCUCCUACUUACGGCCUCAGGGACAAGCUAGGGCGGCGCCUAGGCGAAAAAGUGCACGACCUCCUCCACAAAAGAAGACGGCCAGCACCUCUACUACUCCUACCGCAGCCCAGAGACAGGGGCCAGCUCAGAAGAAAAGAAAAGGAGCCACCACUUCCCGAGCUGCGGAGAAUGAGGAGGAUGAGGAGGAAGAAGAGGAAGAGGAAAAGGAGCAUUCGCCUUUCAGUAGCGGCUCCAAAGACUCCGACGAUGAUCCCAAGUAUAAGAUGGAUCCAAGAGAAAGAGAUGAUGAUGACGAUGCUGAGGAUUUCGACGAUUGA
Messenger RNA from Rhododendron vialii, 423 nucleotides. RefSeq names its product 26S rRNA (cytosine-C(5))-methyltransferase NOP2B-like. NCBI's taxonomy places the organism in Eukaryota, Viridiplantae, Streptophyta, Magnoliopsida, Ericales, Ericaceae. Bases 1 to 423 code for a protein of 140 amino acids. The record is from RefSeq and is a predicted model, not a curated record. The transcript has 3 exons.